UGCCCCUCAUCUGCCCCAGCCGCCGGAGGAGCUGGGACUGCCCGCAGCUCUGCAGGACAAGGGAGAAGCCCAUUUGCUCCUAGAAAUGGGCAGGAAGGACUUCAAUUAUCUUUUCCUCACCAUUUGCUGCACAAUGGCUCUGAAGCUGAGCUGUGUCAGCUCCGUGUCUGUGGCAGGGCUGGGAUAUGUUGUUACAGCAGCUCUUGUGCUCUCAGCUGUGCCUGUCAGCAUGGUGGAGCACGCCGAGUUUCUGAAGGCUGGGAAGGAACCCGGCCUUCAGAUCUGGAGGGUGGAGAAAUUUGAUUUGGUCCCAGUGCCAAAGAACCUCUAUGGAGAUUUCUUCACCGGGGAUUCCUACCUGGUGCUGAACACCAUCAAGCAGCGCAGCGGGAACCUCCAGUACGACCUGCACUUCUGGCUGGGUGAUGAAAGCUCUCAGGAUGAGCGUGGGGCUGCUGCCAUCUUCACUGUGCAGAUGGACGAGCACCUGCAGGGGAAGGCAGUGCAGCACCGCGAGGUGCAGGGCCACGAGUCCCCCACCUUCCUGGGCUACUUCAAAUCUGGCAUCAAAUACAAGGCUGGUGGUGUGGCUUCUGGCUUCAGGCACGUGGUUCCCAACGAGGUCACUGUGCAGAGGCUGCUGCAGGUCAAGGGCAGGCGGACAGUCCGGGCCACGGAGGUGCCUGUGAGCUGGGACAGCUUCAACACAGGGGACUGCUUCAUCCUGGACCUGGGCAGUAACAUCUUCCAGUGGUGUGGCUCCCAGAGCAACCGGCAGGAGCGGCUGAAGGCCACGGUGCUGGCCAAGGGGAUCCGGGACAACGAGCGCAACGGCCGCGCCAAGGUCUACGUGUCAGAGGAGGGAUCCGAGCGCGAGGAAAUGCUCCAGGUUCUGGGACCAAAGCCCAAUUUGCCAGCAGGAGCUUCUGAUGAGACCAAAACCGACACAGCCAACAGGAAGCUGGCUAAGCUGUACAAGGUGUCCAAUGGGGCUGGGAACAUGGCAGUGUCCCUGGUGGCAGAUGAGAACCCCUUCUCCCAGGCAGCCCUGAGCACAGAUGACUGCUUCAUCCUGGACCAUGGCACAGAUGGGAAGAUCUUUGUUUGGAAAGGCAAAGGUGCCAACUCUGAAGAGAAGAAGGCAGCACUGAAAACAGCCUCAGAGUUCAUUGACAAGAUGGGUUAUCCCAAACACACCCAGAUCCAAGUCCUCCCUGAGAGUGGAGAGACACCUUUGUUCAAGCAAUUCUUCAAGAACUGGCGGGACAAGGACCAGACAGAAGGGCUGGGGCAGCCUCACGUGUCUGGCCACGUUGCCAAGAUCGAGCAGGUCCCUUUCGAUGCUGCCACCCUGCACAGCUCCAAGGCCAUGGCUGCCCAGCACGGCAUGGAGGAUGAUGGCUCUGGCAAGAAGCAGAUCUGGAGAAUAGAAGGCUCCGAGAAGGUGCCGGUGGACCCCGCCACGUACGGGCAGUUCUACGGCGGGGACAGCUACAUCAUCCUGUACGAUUACCAGCACGACGGGAAGCGAGGACAGAUCAUCUACACCUGGCAGGGCGCCGACUCCACGCAGGAUGAGAUUGCAACCUCUGCAUUCCUCACAGUACAGCUGGAUGAGGAGCUGGGAGGCACCCCUGUGCAGAAACGAGUAGUGCAAGGGAAAGAGCCCCCUCACCUGAUGAGCAUGUUUGGUGGAAAGCCCUUGGUUGUUUACAAGGGUGGAACCUCGAGGGAAGGAGGCCAGACUGCUCCUGCGGCAACGCGGCUGUUCCAGGUGCGCUCCAGCACCUCCGGAGCCACCAGAGCAGUGGAGCUGGAUCCUACAGCCAGUCAACUGAACUCCAAUGAUGCCUUUGUCCUGAAAACUCCCUCUGCUGCCUACCUGUGGGUUGGCCAAGGAGCCAGCAACGCUGAGAAAUCAGGAGCACAGGAGCUGCUGAAGAUUCUGGGAGCUCGCCCAGUACAGGUUGCUGAGGGCAAAGAGCCAGACAAUUUCUGGGCAGCCCUGGGUGGCAAAGCUCCGUACCGCACCUCGCCCCGCCUCAAGGACAAGAAGAUGGACACGCACCCCCCGCGCCUCUUCGCGUGCUCCAACAAGAGCGGCCGCUUCACCAUUGAAGAAGUUCCUGGAGAUCUGACUCAGGAUGACCUUGCCACAGAUGAUGUGAUGCUCCUGGACACAUGGGAUCAGGUCUUUGUAUGGAUUGGGAAAGAUGCCCAGGAAGAAGAAAAGACUGAGGCACUGAAGUCUGCCAAGCGCUACAUUGACACAGACCCCUCCACGCGGGACAAGAGGACCCCGGUGACCAUUGUCAAGCAGGGCUUUGAGCCUCCCACCUUCUCUGGCUGGUUCCUGGGCUGGGAUGAUGACUACUGGGCUGUGGAUCCCCUGCAGAGAGCAAUGGCAGAUGUGGAUGUGUGAGCAAUGUUUGAAACAGAGCAAGUUCAGUGCCUUCAGUGCCUUCAAGAGCUCCUUCCUCCUGCAGGAUGUAUGUUAACGAGGGAAUGAUGUUAAUAGCCAAUUAGCUGUGCAAUAAUUUCCGAAAACAAUCAUGACCAGUCAUUGACCCUACUCAUUGCUUUGAUUAUAUUUAAUACAAUAAAGCUUGUACGAAAUAUGGGAAGAACAGAAAUGGUGGGGUUUGUUAUGAAGAAGAAAACAUUAAAGAGCAGCUGUAGAUCCCAUGUUUGAACACACCUUAGAAACCAAAACCUUCUUUGUGCCACCUUUUGCACAUGGACUUUUUAGUAAAAUGUUACAGAAAUUA
This is a messenger RNA of Melospiza melodia melodia, 2768 nucleotides long. RefSeq names its product gelsolin (gene GSN). Gene Ontology annotation, molecular function: phosphatidylinositol-4,5-bisphosphate binding; actin filament binding. The coding region runs from base 86 to 2422 and encodes 778 amino acids. The record is from RefSeq and is a predicted model, not a curated record. Lineage: Eukaryota; Metazoa; Chordata; Aves; Passeriformes; Passerellidae. Gene Ontology annotation, cellular component: actin cytoskeleton; cytoplasm. The transcript is spliced from 17 exons. Gene Ontology annotation, biological process: actin polymerization or depolymerization; actin filament severing; central nervous system development.